Molecule: messenger RNA, 1077 nt
Organism: Rasamsonia emersonii CBS 393.64
Lineage: Eukaryota; Fungi; Ascomycota; Eurotiomycetes; Eurotiales; Trichocomaceae
Product: D-amino-acid oxidase
Exons: 3
Coding region: 1-1077 (358 amino acids)
Molecular function (GO): D-amino-acid oxidase activity; FAD binding
Source: RefSeq, a predicted model, not a curated record
AUGACGGCCGAGACGAUUGUCGUGAUAGGCGCCGGAGUGCUGGGCCUCUCGACCGCACUCGCCAUCCAGCAACACCUCAAGCCCGGCCAAUCGCUCCUCAUUGUCGCGCGCGAGUUCCCCAACACCACCUCGAUCAACUACGCCUCGCCCUGGGCCGGUGCCCACUACCGCCCCGCCCCCGGCAAGUCUCCCCAGGUCGUCAGGGAAGCUCGGUGGGCACGGCAUACCUACGACAUCUUCCAGAAGAUCGCCGCCGAGGAGCCCGCGGCCGGGGUCGAGUUCAUGGAAGGCAUCGAGCACUUCGAGAAUCCGCCGCAGGAGUAUCUCGACGCGAUCCGGGACCCGGACAGCGCGUAUGCCCACCUUGGCGACAGCCUCCGGGAGCUGAGCCCGGCUGAGCUGCCUGAGGGCGUGAAAUGGGGGAUCCGCUACUGGGCGUACUGCAUCAAUCCGCCCGUGUACUGCGCGCAUCUGCUGCGCAAGUUCAUCCUCCGAGGCGGCCAGACCAAAGAGUACACGCUGGCCAGUCUCCUGGAGGCGUUCCACCUGGCGAGCAACGUGACGACGGUGGUGAACUGUUCCGGCUUGGGAUUCGCGGAUCCCAAGUCGUUUAUCAUCCGCGGCCAGACUUGUCUCGUCCGCAAUCCCUCCCGCACGACCGUCACACGGCAAAACGCCGACGGCUCGUGGUCCUUCUCGAUCCCGCGGCCGCUCGAAGGAGGCACCAUCAUCGGCGGCACCAAGCAGCCGCACGACUGGAACCCAGAACCGCUGCCAGAGAUCCGGGCCACGCUGCUCGCCAACGCCGCCAAAUGGUUCCCCUUCACGCCGGAAAGCAACGGCCAGUUCGACGUGAUCCGCGACAUUGUCGGAAGACGACCUGCGCGGGAAGGCGGCGUCCGGUUGGAGGCAGAGACGGUCAGCGUGGUGGGGACGGACGGCCAGACAUCAAACCGGGUCGUCGUCCAUGCCUACGGUGCUGGCGGACGGGGGUACGAGAUAUCCUGGGGCGUGGCGGAGGAUGUGAAAGGGUUGCUGCUGGAGCGGGGGGUGUUGCAAGAAAGGGCUGCAUUGUAG